This is a messenger RNA of Lactuca virosa, 1335 nucleotides long. The record is from the annotation of a GenBank genome assembly. NCBI's taxonomy places the organism in Eukaryota, Viridiplantae, Streptophyta, Magnoliopsida, Asterales, Asteraceae.
AUGAGGAAUCACAGGACUCAUGGAGAUGGUGUCGUCACAAGUGAUGCAUCACAAGAGGUGGUUCCAAGGUGGAGAGCACCAAUGGAAGGGACGAUCAAUUCGAGGGGUUGCACUCUUUUUUUUCAGAGGGUAUUUCGCUUCACUCUUUCUUACCUUUUCUCUCGAAUCCUCUCUAAACUUGUUAUCAUAAUCACUAGGGUAGACAUGAUUGAUCAAGCACAUCAUCCAAGUGUUUCCCAGAAGCUAGCAGCUGGGAGUCUUCUAGGAUCAAGCAUGUCACAGUUCCAUGCUUGCGAGAAUGGUUUACAGCAACCACACAUGUUUCGUAGGCAUUUCCAUAACCAAACCUACACAAAUGCCGCCUUUCAGCACCCCAUGCACCCGCGAACGCAAUUCCCUAUUGUCCCAAAAUCAUCUUCUAUUUGCGUUCAAGCCCCAUCAGAAAAAGCUCCAAUCGAACGUGUCAAGCUUUUGAUUCAGAAUCAAGAUGAGAUGAUUAAGGCCGGUAGGUUGUCUGAACCAUAUAAAGGCAUUGGUGAUUGUUUUGGUCGAACAAUCAAGGAUGAAGGUUUUGCUUCAUUGUGGAGAGGAAACACAGCUAAUGUCAUUCGUUAUUUCCCAACUCAGGCAUUGAACUUUGCAUUCAAAGAUUACUUUAAGAGGCUUUUCAACUUCAGAAAAGAUAGAGAUGGCUACUGGAAAUGGUUUGCGGAACCCGUUUGGCAAAUGACUCUAAGGCUGCAAAAGAAGGGUGGAGGGAGGCAGUUUAAUGGUUUGGUUGAUGUCUACAAGAAGACAUUAGCAACCGAUGGUAUUGCUGGGCUUUAUCGAGGGUUUACUAUUUCGUGUGUUGGAAUUAUCGUCUAUCGUGGUUUGUACUUUGGGUUGUAUGAUUCUUUGAAGCCCGUCAUUCUCACAGGAAAAUUGCAGGAUAGUUUCUUUGCUAGCUUUGCACUGGGUUGGGUGAUCACAAACGGUGCUGGACUUGCAUCGUAUCCAAUUGACACAGUACGUAGAAGAAUGAUGAUGACAUCUGGUGAAGCAGUCAAGUACAAGGGUUCCAUGGAUGCAUUGACUCAGAUCAUGAAAAACGAGGGCGCAAAGUCUCUAUUUAAGGGUGCUGGUGCCAACAUUCUCCGAGCCAUUGCAGGUGCUGGUGUGCUCUCUGGUUAUGACAAAUUGCAGCUGCUCGUCCUUGGAAAGAAGUACGGAUCAGGUGGUGCUUAAAUGAAGAUAGCUUUUUCUCCUCUAUAUAUGGUGACGAAAAGCUUACGAUUUUUUAAUGAUUUUUUUUUUCCUUUUUUUUUAUUAUAAUAGUCUUAAUAAUAAUGGGUG